GAGGUUGGUCUGCCACUCAAAGCCGAAUACGUUAGGACGCAAGGAAACAUGCCCGCAUCGCAAACUGGAUUUGGCAACUUCUUCUUGGAGCGGAACAUCAACAUGCCCACUGGAUAUCAGAUCCCGGUGCUGGGGAGCGCACAUGGUGGACAACAGCAGCAGCAAGCUCAGCAUUUAGCGGCGAUGGCAGCUGGGAUUCCCAUAACAUACUCAGGACUACAGGCAUAUAACUUCAUCCCGUACCCGCAGCACAGGCACCUCGCACACAUGACCAAUGGUUUCGACCUGAAGGCCGCCUCACACUAUCAUCACGCGCUCCUGGCCCGUGGGACAACUUUCUACCCGCCAUAUCGUUCAGGAGUAGCAGAGGAUGUAGGCAGGGUCUCCAAAGUCGCCACACGAGAGAGCACCGGGGCGCUGAAGGCCUGGCUGAACGAGCACCUGAAGAACCCGUAUCCGACCAAGGGAGAGAAAAUCAUGCUCGCAAUCAUCACCAAAAUGAGUCUGACGCAAGUUUCCACCUGGUUCGCCAACGCACGGCGGCGACUGAAGAAGGAGAACAGGGUCAGCUGGGCGUCCAAGGGGAAAUCAGAUGAGGAGGAUGAAGAGCAGGAGGGUGAGAGCGAGGAUGACGACAGCCCUCUGCAGAAAUGUCAUUUGGAUGAGCGGGAUGAUGACGAUGAUGAUGACACAGAGCCUCAAAUCGAGCGUCCAGACACCGAUGAGCACGUGUCCACGAGUCCAGCACCUGUGGACGCGCGUCUGGAGAUGCCGGAGCAGCCGAAACGCAAGCUCGAAGACGCAGAUCUUGCACUCGUCCAAAAAGUCGACAAGAGCGGUUCUGGUCCGAGUAAACAGAACAUUUCCAGUCAAAAACCCAAAAUUUGGUCGUUGGCGGAGACCGCAACCUCAGACACUGUGAAGAAACCUGUGGACAGUAUUUAUCACUCAGCAGGGAAACUGUGGGCAGACUGGGCUUCAAGAAACGGACUGUUUGUUCCCUCGUGUUACAACACGCAUGAGAUUGUCUAAGUUGUGAAUUUAGACACAAACUAGAGACAUUUUCCCACAUCAGUUGCACUUUAAUCUUUCAGACCUCGGGGAUUUUCCUGAAGUUAUCAAUGAAAGUAAAAUAAUGUUCUUUCUGAGACCAAAGACGUUGAGUACUGUAAAUAAAUGUAAAUGUAUUUUUUUUCCACUAGAACGACCUGUAAAUUAUGUUUCUACCCAUUUUUUGUUGAAUCAUGAAGAAAUAUUUUUGCUUAAAUAAAGUCAAGCUUCUGCUGAUAA
Molecule: messenger RNA, 1290 nt
Organism: Solea senegalensis (Senegalese sole)
Lineage: Eukaryota; Metazoa; Chordata; Actinopteri; Pleuronectiformes; Soleidae
Gene: irx7
Product: iroquois homeobox 7
Exons: 2
Coding region: 49-1032 (327 amino acids)
Biological process (GO): regulation of transcription by RNA polymerase II; cell development; neuron differentiation
Cellular component (GO): nucleus
Molecular function (GO): DNA-binding transcription factor activity, RNA polymerase II-specific; RNA polymerase II cis-regulatory region sequence-specific DNA binding
Source: RefSeq, a predicted model, not a curated record